CUAAUACAUAACAACGUGAACGAACCAAGAAAUGUCUGGCAACAUACCUCUUCCUGGUUUCGCUAUGCCGGGUGAGGAGAGGAACAUCCAUCCUUAUUUUCCCGCCGAAACGGAACAUUACUACGGCGAUAUGGAGGGUGGGGCGGGGAGAAUCAAUCCUUAUUUUCCCGCCGAAACGGAACAUUACUACGGCGCCCCUUAUGACGAACUACGAGAGAGCGCAACAUUUUCCCCAGACAAGACAAGCAGCGGCUGCUUUGGUUGGGUCCGAAGAUGCUUGUGCCUCACAAACGAUCCGGACAUCGACGAAGAUUUUUAUGACCUGAGACACCCAGAAGUGACGGGAGAAGGCACGAAUCACUCCCGAGACUGGUCCACCUGCGGCUGCUUCGAGUGGAUAAGAAGAUGGGUACGCGAGAAGAUGAGAACAAACCGCGACGGCCACAGCACACCCAAAGUCGAGGGUGAUAGCUCAGCGACUGGACACGGUGAACGUGCAUCAAGCAACGAGUGGGACAGAGCAGCAACCGACGAAGGAGAGAACAUGUCCAAGGUCGAGGGUCACAGUACAGCGAACGCCGACAACGACAGUCCAGUGACCGCCGCCGACAGUCCAGCGACAGCCGUCGACGACAACCCAGAGGCAGUCGCCGGAGAAGGACCAUGCAAUGGCGAGUGUGACGGCCCAGCGAUAGCCGAGGACCACAGCCCAGGCACAAACGACAGCGAAAGACCACAGAGAAGCCUUUGCGAGGGGUACAGCACACCCAACGUCGAGGGUGAUAUCUCAGCGACUGUCCAUGGCGAAAGCGCAGCAAGCGGCGAGUGUGACACAGCAGCGAACGACGACGGAGGGAACAUGUCCCAGGGCGAGUGUGACUGCCCAGCGAACGCCGAAGGCGAAAGCCCAAUGACCGCCGAGAACGACAGUCCAGCGACAGCCGACGACGACAGCCCAGUGUCAGUCGCCGGAGAGGGACCAUCCAAUGGCGAGUGUGAUGACCCAGGGAUAGCCGAGGACUACUACCGAGGGAAGGAGAGUGACAGCCCACUGACUAGCGAUGGCGAGGGCGAAAGCACACCCAUCGUCGAGGGUGACAGCACACCCAACGUCGAGGUUGAUACCUCAGCAACUGACCACGGCGAAAGUGCAUCAAGCAACGAGUGGGACAGAGCAGCAACCGACGUAGGAGAGAACAUGGCCAAGGUCGAAGGUAACAGUACAGCGAACGCCGACAACGACAAUCCAGUGACCGCCGACAAAAACAGUCCAGCGACAGCCGUCGACGACAACCCAGAGGCAGUCGCCGGAGAAGGACCAUCCAGUGGCGAGUGUGACGGCCCAGCGAUAGCCGAGGACCACAGCCCAGGAAAAAACGACAGCGAAAGACCACAUACAAGCCAUGGCGAUGUGGACAGCACAACCAACGUCGAGGGUGAAAUCUCAGUGACUGUCCACGGCGAAAGCGCUGCAAGCGGCGAGUGCAACAGAGCAGCGACCGACGACGGAGGGAACAUGGCCAAGGGCGAGGGUGACAGCCCAGCGAAAGCCGACGGCGAGAGCCCAGUGACCCCCGACAACGACAGUUCAGAGAGAGCCGUCGUCGUCAACCCAGAGACAUUCGCUGGAGAAGGACCAUCCAAUGGCGAGGGUGACGGCCCAGCGAGAGCCGAGGACCACAGCCCAGGCAAAAACGACAGCGAAAUACCACUGACCAGCGAUGGCGUGGGGGACAGCGCGCACACACACACUCACUCGCCGGUGAUACUUUUCUCGGCGACGUCAUUCUGUGCGCUGUCGCCCGCUGACCAGCGAAGGCGAGAGCGACAGCGCAUGCAACUACGACGGCGAGAACAAAAUCACCGGCGAGUGGGUGACCGCCCAGCGAUAGCCGAGGACCACAGUCCAGGCAAAAACGACAGCGAACGCACACUGACCAGCCAUGGCGAGGGCGACAGCACACCCAACGUCGAGGGUGAUAUCUCAGCGACUGUCCACGGCGAAAGCGCUGCAAGCGGCGAGUGCAACAGAGCAGCGACCGACGACGGAGGGAACAUGGCCAAGGGCGAGGGUGACAGCCCAGCGAAAGCCGACGGCGACCGCCCAGAGAACGCCGACGGCGACAGCCCAGUGGCCCCCGACAACGACAGUUCAGAGACAGCCGUCGACGACAACCCAGAGACAUUCGCUGGAGAAGGACCAUCCAAUGGCGAGGGUGACGGCCCAGCGACAGCCGAGGACCACAGUCCAGACAAAAACGACAGCGAAACACCUCUGACCAGCGAUGGCGUGGGGGACAGCGCACACACACACUCGCAGGUGAUAGUUUUCUCGGCGACGUCUUUCUGUGCGCUGUCGCCCGCUGACCAGCGAAGGCGAGGGCGACAGCGCAUGCAACUACGACGGCGAGAACAAAAUCACCGGCGAGUGGGUGGCCGCCCAGCGAUAGCCGACAGCAACAGCCCAGUGACCCCCAACAACGACAGUCCAGCGACAGCCGUCGACGACAACCCAGAGACAUUCGCUGGAGAAGGACCAUCCAAUGGCGAGGGUGACCGCCCAGCGAACGGCGACAGCGACAGCCCAGUGACCCCUGACGACAGUUCAGCGACAGCCGUCGACAACCCAGAGACAUUCGCUGGAGAAGGACCAUCCAAUGGCGAGGGUGACGGCCCAGCGACAGCCGAGGACCACAGUCCAGACAAAAACGACAGCGAAACACCUCUGACCAGCGAUGGCGUGGGGGACAGCGCACACACACACUCGCAGGUGAUAGUUUUCUCGGCGACGUCUUUCUGUGCGCUGUCGCCCGCUGACCAGCGAAGGCGAGGGCGACAGCGCAUGCAACUACGACGGCGAGAACAAAAUCACCGGCGAGUGGGUGGCCGCCCAGCGAUAGCCGACAGCAACAGCCCAGUGACCCCCAACAACGACAGUCCAGCGACAGCCGUCGACAACAACCCAGAGACAUUCGCUGGAGAAGGACCAUCCAAUGGCGAGGGUGACGGCCCAGCGAUAGCCGAGGACCAAAGCCCAGGCAAAAACGACAGCGAAACACCACUGAUCAGCGAUGGCGUGGGGGACAGCGUAAACACACACUCAUCGGUGAUAGUUUUCUCGGCGACGUCGUUGUGUGCUCUGUCGCCCGCUGACGAGCGAAGGCGAGGGCGACAGCGCACACAACUUCGUCGGCGAGAACACAAUCACCGGCGAGUGUGA
This is a messenger RNA of Cryptotermes secundus, 3220 nucleotides long. Its product is annotated as dentin sialophosphoprotein-like. The record is from RefSeq and is a predicted model, not a curated record. The transcript has 3 exons. NCBI's taxonomy places the organism in Eukaryota, Metazoa, Arthropoda, Insecta, Blattodea, Kalotermitidae. The coding region runs from base 32 to 3220 and encodes 1062 amino acids.